This is a messenger RNA of Entamoeba invadens IP1, 594 nucleotides long. RefSeq lists its product as hypothetical. The record is from RefSeq and is a predicted model, not a curated record. NCBI's taxonomy places the organism in Eukaryota, Evosea, Mastigamoebida, Endamoebidae. The coding region runs from base 1 to 594 and encodes 197 amino acids. The transcript has 2 exons.
AUGCGACUUCAAACAACUCAAAGUUGGGACGACUUCUGUCACCAAAAUAAUUAUCACAAGUCUAAGACUCAUUCUGCAAAUUUGAGUCAUAAUUCCCCAAAUGAUUCUUCAGGCCCAUCCUCCCCAUAUUCCUCUAAUCAUUCAUCGCCACGGCCAUCACGUGAACGCGAACUUUCGCCAAAACGAUACAAAGCAAGUAAGUCUGAAGAAUACAUUCCGCGCCCACGAAAGCCUUUUCUGCCACAAGCUACUUUUCUAGCAAAAAGUGGAGUAAGUCCUCUUCCUGUCAAGAAUGAAGUACAACACCACCACGACCAAAUUGUCGACAUCGGGACUUGCAUCUCUGAAAACGAAGAAAUUUUGAGACGAAUUGGAUUCAACUUGCCAUUUAAUAAUGAAUUCUGCGAAAGAAGUCGCCCGGACGUGGUAAAACUUGGCGUCAAUCUCAAAACACUUUUGGAACUCACAGACUCAAUUGCACGCCCAAAAGAACUCCCUUUCAUGCCAAUUAUCUUUAAUUUCCCACCAGAGUUCGCUGGAGUUCCUCAAGAAAUCCAAGCCGAAAUCCAGAAGAGAGACUUCUCGCAUGUGUAA